CUUCCCCCCUCUCCACCACAGACAUAUAAAACUGUACAGGUGUCUAGAUACAUAUUUCCCUCAGAGACAGUAAAGGAUAUCAGAGGAGAAGGCUGGCUGACAAUUUAACAUCACAUUACAGCUGGAAAAGUGUCUCCAUGUCGUCACCGUGCCUCAGCAGCGUCCUGACUCAUGCCAACCUGACUGUGUACCAGACCAGCCGUCCUGAAGUCCAGCCUGAUCUGCUGCCCGGCAUGAACGGCUUACGGAGCAACUACCAAACUUACAACGUGAACGGUCUGCUGUACAGGUCGGGUUCUCAGGUCUUCAGGCAGAUCAGCCCUCACAGCUGGACAGCAGACGAUGUCCUGGAGUGGAUUAGUGACCACGUAGAGAGCACCAAGUUUGAUGCCAGCACCCUCAGUCUGGAAUUCUGUUCCAUGGAUGGUCCUUCCCUGUGCCAAAUGAACCAGGAGGAGAUGACAGGAAUCUUUGGCCCACAGCUUGGUCCACAGCUUCACCAGAACCUGCAGGAAUAUAAGACCAAAUAUGAGCUGCAGAGCCUAUCAGGACCAGAACUGAAUGAGACCUGUCAGCUCCUGGACAACUUCUUGGACACCUUCAGCUUUCCUUUGCUCAGCACCAUUAGAAUUGGUCAAGCUGAUGGAGCUUUUGGAAAAAAGGAGUUUGAAUACCAUGACGACAUUUACCUUAAUGGUCUGACAAUGGAACCAGUAACCCCCCUAGAAGACACAGAGUAUCUCUCUGAUAACCAGUCUGAGUUUGAGUAUGGUGGCAUGCUUGGCUUUGUAAGCUCUCCAGAGUCUGGCAGCAGCGAAUCAGAACCAGAGUUCCCAUACCCUCCAUUCUUAAAAGUGCAUGUCAAAACAGAAGAAUCGGAAUCUCGAGUGAAGCGACCAAGGGGACGACCUCCUAAAGUCAGCAGAGACCACGGCAGCAGCAUUUAUGACAGUUCAAAGAAAAACAAACAUGCACCUCGUGGUACUCACUUGUGGGAGUUCAUCAGGGAUAUUCUGAUCCACCCAGAGAAGAACCAAGGCCUGAUGAAAUGGGAGGACCGACAGGAAGGUGUGUUCAAGUUCCUCAAGUCUGAGGCUGUGGCUCAGAUGUGGGGCCAGAAGAAGAAAAACAGCAGCAUGACAUAUGAGAAGCUCAGCCGAGCCAUGAGGUAUUACUAUAAGAGGGAGAUUCUGGAACGAGUUGAUGGCCGGAGGCUUGUGUACAAAUUUGGGAAAAAUUCCAGUGGUUGGAAGAUUGAAGAGGCAGAAACCAGGAAGUUGAUCUAAGCAGCUGUUCAAUAGUUUGAAAAAUCUGUGGCGGAAAGUUUCGUUACUAUCACGACAGUUUAAGACACAAACUUCCUCUAAGAGGGAAGGUGUUGCAGAAAAUGUAAGCCAGUGUGUUUGGCUCUAGUAGGUUUUAUGAACCAAUUUUAAUGUUUUCCUUGUGUCAUGUUUUUGAAUAUACAUUUUUAUUAAUGAAGGACUAACUUUACUGACAGUAUUUAUGGUUUAUGGGAUUUAAAUAUUCUGCAUAUACUAUGAUCUUUUUUAUUUCCUGUGUGUGUUUUACAUCUUUGUCACUGGAUGUUGCAUGAACUGAAAUGAGUUUUGGUUUAACUUUUUAUAAAGUGUGUUCACAAAGACUAGUCAAGUUAACUUUACUAGAUAACUUACACAUGAUUGUGAAUUUGUUUAGAUGAAUCAGAAUCAGACACAAUAAUACUUUAUUUGUGGGAAUUUAUUUUAAUUCACUGGUUACUGGUCAUCAAUAAGCAGAGCUAUGACUUUCUGUAUGCAGACAAAGAAGCUUAUGCCUACACAAACGUACUCUGCUCACUUUGUUAUGUUGAUGGUGUGAAUUAUUCAUUAUUCUCCAUGAUUAAACCGUUUUCAACAUUCUCUUUAGAGUGAUAAAAGUAAAUAUGUGUAAAUCAGUUGAUUUCAUGUUGUUUGAAAAGACUAAAUAAAUCACAUAUUUCUAAAUUGA
Messenger RNA from Melanotaenia boesemani (Boeseman's rainbowfish), 1989 nucleotides. It is a transcript of the gene elf3, whose product is annotated as E74-like factor 3 (ets domain transcription factor, epithelial-specific). NCBI's taxonomy places the organism in Eukaryota, Metazoa, Chordata, Actinopteri, Atheriniformes, Melanotaeniidae. Gene Ontology annotation, cellular component: nucleus. The transcript is spliced from 9 exons. Gene Ontology annotation, biological process: regulation of transcription by RNA polymerase II; cell differentiation. The record is from RefSeq and is a predicted model, not a curated record. The coding region runs from base 138 to 1286 and encodes 382 amino acids. Gene Ontology annotation, molecular function: sequence-specific DNA binding; DNA-binding transcription factor activity, RNA polymerase II-specific.